Molecule: messenger RNA, 3871 nt
Organism: Microdochium trichocladiopsis
Lineage: Eukaryota; Fungi; Ascomycota; Sordariomycetes; Xylariales; Microdochiaceae
Product: SNF2 family N-terminal domain-containing protein
Exons: 2
Coding region: 202-3552 (1116 amino acids)
Molecular function (GO): ATP binding; ATP-dependent chromatin remodeler activity; zinc ion binding
Source: RefSeq, a predicted model, not a curated record
GCAUUGUCGCGUCGUCGUCCAUGUAGCUGACAGUGACCUUCGCCUUUCUUGGCCACUUUCGAACCAGACAGAGCUUGCGCAGAUCUACGAAGCCUAGGAAGGCAGAUUUCCUUCGCAGUUACAGCAUCGCACUUUCAAACCUUCUUUCCUGCUCACCAGCCAAAGAUUGCCUCAGCCAACCCACGCACUGCCCCAUGCCUUAUGGCUAACUACGAAUAUGAGGAACCUCCAGCCAAAAAACGACGGUUCUUUACCGACGCUGAUGACAAUGCCACCACUGAUGAGCCUCAGCUGGAUCGCCAGUCCAGAGGGCAUGUCAGCGCAUCCCCCGGAGCUGUAGGCACUCACAGCACCACCGCAGCACCACCUCCAGAACCCUCGACGCCGUCUUUCGAUCGAAGCACGUUUCUCGCUCUAGUUGGGGAGGAUAUCAGCCCAGACACACUGCAGAUAAUCAGGUCAAACUGUGGCAAUAAUCUCGAACGAGCGAUCAACAUAUAUUUUGAUGGGACAUGGAAAACCUUUAGCAAGCCGGCCAUGAUCAAAAGCUCACCGCUGGCUUCUCGACCGGUCGCCUCAGCCUCGCAUCGAUCUAAUUCGACAGACACACUACCCUUGGUUGCGAGUCCCUCAAAGAACGCGCCCGACCGACGCUAUAUUGGUGCAUUUGGAGUCGAAGGUUGGGCGACGAGGAGUGGUGCGAACCUGCUCAAGCACGGUGACGUAGUCAAGAUUGAGCGGCAGAAAAUUCAGGUCCCUGUCCGUGGCAAGAGCAACACAGUUUCGUCGCUUGCAACCAUGAACAAACCUAGUCUUGCAGCCUCAAAACGCGUUGACGUGAUCGUGCGGUUCACAGACUCCAGGGGCGCUGAGAUUGGUCGUCUAGCCAAAGACGCAGCUAACUGGGUGUCGACGCUGAUGGAUCAGGAAGUCUGCAGUUUUGAGGGAACAUGUGUGUAUGCACCAGAACGACUCCGCACCAACGAUACAGUCUUCCUGCAGCUGAGGUGCUUCAUCCUGAAGGCUGCGUUCCGGAAUUCUGAGUUUAAACUCACAGAGAAUCGGUCGACAGGCCUGUUUGAGGAAAAGGAAACAAACGAGGAGCGCGACUUGCGGCUCAGACAAGUCGCCCUGGUCCGCUUGUUCCACGAGAUCAACCUCCUCCCCACCCGAAGCACGGAAGCUGCUGCUCGUCAUGGGCGCAAAGGCCUACUCGAUGCUGCGGAUAUGGCGGAGAACACUGCCAAAGCUGCCACGACUGGCACUUCAGGGGGUGAUGAUGGAUCAUCUCCCCCAUCGGAGGAAGCCGAGGAAGGAACCGAGCUCGAGCAAGACCAGCUUGAUGCCCUGUACAAAAAGGCACAGUCCUUUGACUUUAACACCCCGGAAGCGGAGCCUGCCAAUACUUUCAACAUGACUCUGCGCCCGUACCAAAAGCAGUCGCUGCACUGGAUGUUGCGCAAGGAGAAGGACCUCAAGAACGAGGGUCGGGAGAAGUCUAUGCAUCCGCUUUGGGAGGAGUACACUUGGCCAUUGAAGGAUACUGAAGACAAGGACCUGCCCGUCAUCGUUGACCAAUCCGUCUUUUACGUCAACCCUUAUUCAGGAGAGAUGUCCCUGGAGUUUCCCGUCCAAGAACAGCACUGUCUCGGUGGCAUUCUUGCUGAUGAAAUGGGACUGGGCAAGACAAUCCAAAUGCUCGCCCUGAUACACUCUCACAAGUCCGAGGCAGUAAUGUCUGCCGAAGCCAUGGAAUCUGUCAACCAGCUGCCACGAUUGUCCGAUGCGACGACCACAAGUAUAGUUGAUGCGCCCCGGACAACAUUGGUAGUUGCCCCAAUGUCACUGCUCGCGCAAUGGCAGAGCGAGGCCGAGAAUGCCUCCAAGGACGGCACACUCAAAUCCAUGGUCUACUACGGAAAUGAGAAGGCUGCCAACUUGCAGACCCUCUGCGGCCAGAACAACGUUGCCAGCGCCCCAGAUAUCAUCAUCACUAGCUAUGGAGUUGUGCUUUCCGAAUUCACCCAGAUUGCUCGAUCUGGCAAUCGAGACCGAGGUCUCUUCUCUCUGAACUUCUUUCGCAUCAUCCUGGACGAGGCCCACAACAUCAAGAACCGCCAGUCCAAGACCGCGAAAGCCUGCUAUGAACUCUCUGCCGAUCAUCGAUGGGCUCUCACGGGAACUCCCAUUGUGAAUCGGUUGGAAGACCUCUUCAGCCUUGUCCGAUUCCUGCGCGUCGAGCCUUGGAAUAAUUUUUCAUUCUGGCGCACAUUUAUCACGGUACCAUUUGAGUCGAAAGACUUCAUGAGGGCCCUGGAUGUCGUUCAAACGGUUCUCGAGCCUCUCGUCAUGCGGCGCACAAAGGAUAUGAAGACACCGAGUGGCGAACCACUCGUUGCGCUUCCGCCAAAGCAUAUGGAGAUCGUGGAAGUUGAGCUUUCCAAGCCGGAGCGGGAUGUGUAUGAUCACAUAUUUACGCGGGCGAAGCGUACCUUCUCUGCAAAUGUGGAGCGAGGCACCGUCAUGAAAGCAUACACAACCAUUUUCGCCCAAAUCCUCCGACUACGGCAGUCUUGUUGUCACCCGCUAUUGGUCAGGAACCAGGAGAUUGUGGAAGAUGAGACGGCGGCCGGUGCUGAGAUUGAUGCUUCCACUGGUCUGGGCGACGACAUGGACUUGCAGUCACUAAUUGCACAGUUCACUGCCACGACAGACGACGAGAAAGAUGCCAACGCCUUUGGGGCGCAUGUCUUGGAGCAGAUCCGAGAUGAGGCGGUCAAUGAGUGCACACUCUGUUUCGAAGAGCCUAUGGUGGAACAGACAGUGACGGGCUGCUGGCAUUCGGCGUGCAAGAAGUGCCUUCUCAAAUACAUUACGCACUACACAGACAAGCACGAGAUCCCCCGGUGCUGGAACUGUCGCGAGCCUCUCAACAGCCGCGACCUCUUUGAAGUAGUACGACACGAUGACGACCCCGACGCUGGACUGGCCACUCCAAAAAUCAGUCUUCAAAGAUUAGGCGUGAACGACUCCUCGACCAAAGUGGUUGCAUUGAUGAAGCACCUUCGCGAGCUGCGUAAGCAGCACCCGACCAUUAAAUCCGUCGUUUUCAGUCAAUUCACCUCAUUCAUGUCUUUGAUUGAACCGGCCUUGGCCAAGGCGAACAUGACCUUCCUCAGACUAGACGGAAGCAUUAACCAAAAGGCCCGCACGGCCGUCCUUGACGAGUUUAGAACCUCAAAGAAGUUCACCAUCUUGCUCAUCAGUCUACGUGCUGGUGGUGUCGGCUUGAAUCUUACGCAAGCAAAGCGUGUGUUCAUGAUGGACCCGUGGUGGAGUUUUGCGGUGGAAGCACAAGCGAUUGAUCGUGUGCAUCGUAUGGGACAGGAUGAGGAGGUCAAGGUUUAUCGCUUCAUCACCAAGGACAGUGUUGAGGAACGCAUGCUCAAGAUACAGGACCGAAAGAAGUUCAUAGCAACCUCGCUCGGCAUGAUGUCAGAUGAAGAGAAGAAACUAGCACGAAUCGAGGACAUCAAGGAGCUCCUCAGCUAAGCCCAUAUGGCAAGCAGGCAGUGCGCACGCGGUUUGGGACAAACACAUAUCAUAGAGCAUCUCAUGACUGGCGCACAGGGCAGGAAAGCAUAUCUAUUGAUUUGGGCCGGGGCAUCCCAUGGAGUCGAAACACGAUGUACAUAGCUGAUCUUUGAGCAUUUACUGGCGCAAGGGUGGUUGGCCUGGUCACCAUCCAGAAAAACAAUGGCUUUCGGCAGUUCGAAAUUAUCAAAGGCAGAAGUACGUGCGGAGGCGAUUAUCCGCACCGCCUUGUCGUACAGCCGGAAGGUCGCAGAUCUCGGCCGCUGUCGUGAUACCC